AUGUUGGAUAUUUUAUGGGUUGUACCAGAAGAUAUUCGCAAAUAUUAUUUGCAGGGUGAAUUGCGUAUUGAUAGAUUAGAAGCUGAAGUAUAUUUAAAGUGGUCAGCAAAUAUUGGUUUCAUAAAUCGAAUAAAAAUUGUGCUUGAAAAUGGAUUUUCAUGCAAUGCAUCUGCAUGUUUACUUACUGCAUUCUCUGAUAUUUUUCGAAAACUUAUUUCAUCACAAGCAAUUCAAGAAACACUUCCAUCCGGUAAAGAAAUCACAGUUCAAAAAAUGGUAUGCCAAAUAUUACGAACGCGGUUUCUAUAA
Molecule: messenger RNA, 309 nt
Organism: Brugia pahangi
Lineage: Eukaryota; Metazoa; Nematoda; Chromadorea; Rhabditida; Onchocercidae
Source: the annotation of a GenBank genome assembly